UCCGCAGGAAGAAGGAAGCGGCGCCACCUUUGCCUCCUGGCGCACCCUCUCCGCUUCCCAGGUUUCCCGGCCGCCACCAUGUCCGCCUCGGCCGUCUUCAUCCUGGACGUCAAGGGCAAGCCCCUGAUCAGCCGCAACUACAAAGGCGAUGUGGCCAUGAGUGAAAUCGAGUACUUCAUGCCAUUACUCAUGCAGCGGGAGGAGGAGGGGGCCCUGUCCCCACUGCUGAACCACGGCCGAGUCCACUUCCUAUGGAUCAAGCACAGCAACCUGUACUUGGUAGCCACCACGCUGAAGAACUCCAACGCCUCCCUGGUGUACUCCUUCCUCUACAAGACGGUGGAGGUGUUUUCAGAAUACUUCAAGGAGCUGGAGGAAGAGAGCAUCCGAGACAACUUUGUCAUAGUCUAUGAGCUUCUGGAUGAGCUCAUGGACUUCGGCUUCCCCCAGACCACCGACAGCAAGAUCCUGCAGGAGUACAUCACCCAGCAGGGCAACAAGCUGGAGACGGGCAAGUCUCGAGUGCCUCCCACUGUCACCAAUGCGGUGUCCUGGCGCUCAGAGGGCCUCAAAUACAAGAAGAAUGAAGUCUUCAUUGAUGUCAUAGAGUCUGUCAACUUGCUGGUCAAUGCCAAUGGCAGCGUCCUGCUAAGUGAGAUCGUGGGUACCAUCAAACUCAAGGUGUUUCUGUCGGGAAUGCCAGAGCUGAGGCUCGGCCUCAACGACCGCGUGCUCUUUGAACUCACAGGCCUUUCAGGCAGCAAGAACAAAUCUGUGGAGCUGGAGGACGUCAAGUUCCACCAGUGUGUGCGGCUUUCGCGCUUUGACAACGACCGCACCAUCUCCUUCAUCCCACCUGACGGUGACUUUGAGCUCAUGUCCUACCGCCUCAGCACACAGGUCAAGCCGCUGAUCUGGAUCGAGUCCGUCAUUGAGAAGUUUUCUCACAGCCGUGUGGAGAUCAUGGUCAAGGCCAAGGGACAGUUUAAGAAGCAGUCUGUGGCCAACAGUGUGGAAAUCUCUGUGCCUGUCCCCAGCGAUGCUGACUCCCCACGCUUCAAGACCAGUGUGGGCAGCGCCAAGUACGUGCCGGAGAAGAAUGUUGUCAUUUGGAGUAUUAAGUCCUUCCCGGGGGGCAAGGAGUACCUGAUGCGUGCCCACUUUGGCCUUCCCAGCGUGGAGAAGGAGGAAGUGGAGGGCCGGCCCCCUAUCGGGGUUAAGUUUGAGAUCCCCUAUUUCACCGUCUCUGGGAUCCAGGUCCGAUAUAUGAAGAUCAUUGAGAAAAGUGGUUACCAGGCCCUGCCCUGGGUCCGCUACAUCACCCAGAGUGGCGAUUAUCAACUUCGUACCAGUUAG
Molecule: messenger RNA, 1356 nt
Organism: Chrysochloris asiatica (Cape golden mole)
Lineage: Eukaryota; Metazoa; Chordata; Mammalia; Afrosoricida; Chrysochloridae
Gene: AP1M2
Product: adaptor-related protein complex 1, mu 2 subunit
Exons: 12
Coding region: 79-1356 (425 amino acids)
Biological process (GO): vesicle-mediated transport; intracellular protein transport
Cellular component (GO): clathrin adaptor complex; clathrin-coated vesicle
Molecular function (GO): clathrin-cargo adaptor activity
Source: RefSeq, a predicted model, not a curated record